AUGGCUGGUGAGGAAAGGUCUGGAUACUCUAUCAGCACAGAUCCAGAGUCCAUGAGUGUCGAAUUAAAACCGUCAUACGCUUCGGUUAAAAAAGAGAGGUCUUUUUCACAGGUCGAUACGCGCUCGAAAAAAGGUUGUAUUCCCUUGUUUUUUGAGCGAGCUUCUUCUCAAUGGUGGAAGCCCUCAUUUGAUUCGGAAAUUUUGGAAGAGGAGUUUCAGCGUUUCACUUCCCACAACCAAAGGCGUCUCGUCCACGCUCUCGUAUUUGUAUGCCUCGUUUGUGUCACCUGGGGGAUAUUUUUUGCGGUUCUGCUCAAGAGUGAAGGCUAUCAGAUCUUAGUAGGAGCUGGGUUUUUUUUGGGGUUAGUGAUCUCCUUAAUACUGUUUACUAAAUUCAGCAGAUUGUACAAGAAAUGUGCAUCGUUUGUUUCGUUGCUCGCGUCUGUUUUACUGAUCGCCAUGGAACUUUGCCUGUUCGCUUUGCGAGAGAGGGGAACAGCUCUUUCGAACCCGGCUCGAUUUUGUAUGUGUACAUGUGUUAUCAUGCUGAUUUAUACCAUGAUCCAUUCGCUUCAUUUGUACAUCUGCAUUGUAAUGACGGUGGCUUUUUCUGUCGCUCACGAAGUUCUCUCUGACGUGGUCACCGACGAAAAGGAAAGAGACAGCCAGCCCAAGGAAAUCAUCUGUCGUUUAAUUUUGCACAUGUGUAUUCAUCUGUUUGGAAUUCAAAUCUUUUUCAUGGCCCAAGUACGAGAAAGAAGCACUUUCUGGAAGGUUGGUCAAUGUGUUGUUGCUCGUCGCGACUUGGAAAUUGAAAAACAGGUGAAAGAACAGAUGAUCCGAUCGGUAAUGCCGGAUUUAGUGGCCAAAGAGCUGCUUGUGGUCGAAGAAAUGGAGGAAGAUCCGAAGGACAGUACAAACGGCAAGAAAAGACGACGAAACAAAGGCCAGAUGGUCUUCCGACCGUUUCAGAUGCAUCGCAUGGAGAAUGUCAGCAUUCUUUUCGCCGAUAUCGUGGGCUUCACCAACAUGUCUUCCAAUAAGUCUGCUGAGCAAUUAGUUAGGCUCUUGAACGAUCUCUUUGGGCGCUUUGAUCGCCUCACAGAUAUCAAUAACUGCGAGAAAAUCAGCACCCUUGGUGAUUGUUAUUAUUGUGUGGCAGGAUGCCCUGAAGCGACAGCCCAUCAUGCAUUUAAUUGUGUGGAGAUGGGACUGGACAUGUUGGAACAAAUCAAAGAAUUUGAUGCGGACACCAAGAAUGAAGUUGACAUGAGGGUGGGCGUUCAUACAGGGACUGUUCUAUGUGGUAUUGUCGGCUCGCUACGCUUUAAAUUUGAUGUUUGGUCCAAUGAUGUAAACUUAGCAAACCGCAUGGAAACGGCUGGUCUCCCUGGACGUGUACAUAUCACUGCAACAACACUUAAGUUUCUUGCUGGUCACUAUAUUGUGGAAGAUGGUAAUGGCAGUUCACGUUAUCAUGGCUUGGAAGGUAUUAAGACUUACUUCAUUGUUGGUCGUAAGAAUGGUAUGAAGAAACCAAUGAAUCUGCUUCACCCAAGUGGACGCAAAAAGAAACCAGCAAACCUAAACGCCAUCAAUGUCAGCAUGAAUGAGAAUGCUUCUCAUUACAGCAGUCCACAAGAAAACAAGAAGCAUGUCAAGAUCUCAGAACAGAUUACCUCCUCAGAUGUGAUGUUUAACUCUGAUUCAAACAUUUCCAGUCAAGGUGAGUCAAGUUCAGACAAUGGUCCUAAAAUCCUUAAAGGCAACCUGAAAGUCAAGCCUGGUGUCAUUGAAAUGGACUAUUGCAGUGGAACUUCAAUCCGAUCUGAUGAUGAUGAUGAAGAUUCUAAUGGAAGAGUGCCAGAGGGUCAAUGCUCUCCUCAAGUUUUGGGCUUAUCCCUGAAUGAAGCUUUAAUGAGGGAUACUCUGAGAACAAGCAAUGAUCAGCAACUUGUCAACUUGAUGAGUCAAGAGAGCACUAGCGAUGAGUACUUUCACAGGUCAAUGAACCCUUGCACCUUACAGUUUCAUGACAGAGAAACUGAGGGACGAUAUCAGAAUGAAGGUCAGGACUGUACGUUGUUGAACCCUUCGGUGACAACGUUUGCAUCCCCCAGAGUGAACUUCUUUUUAGAUGUGUUGCUUUCCAACAUUAUUUAUCUAGUCAUAAUGAUUUUAGGCUUCACGCUCUACCAACCUGUUCCAUUAGCAGUGCAGGUCUUGUCGCCAAUUUCAAUUGUUAUUGAAAUAACAUUGUUCUGCUUGACAGUUGCCAGAGCAUUUCCACAUUUAUAUUCUGUAUGUAUACACCAAAUUGUUGGUUACAUUUGCGGCUGGUUCACAAGCCAUCUUAUAGGAGCUCUUUUAAUGUGUCUUCCCAUGGGAACACUCUUUGCAAACUUCAUGAACUGUAAGGACCGUACUGAUUCAAAAGCAAGAGAAUUCUACUCCUUAAUAUUUGCUGUGGCACUUUUACAUUUCUGCAAUUUCACUCAACUUACAUCUUGGAUGAAGACUGUACUUGCUGCUGUGUUUUCUAUUACAUACAUUAUUUUGCUUACUUAUGACGAAUUUUGUGCAUUUCGGCCUGGAGCAGAAUACAAUGAGCGUUUAGGCUUAGAAAUCAUGGUUUGCAUUGGUUUACUUCUGAUUUUUGUGUGUGUGUUAAAUCGUCAGUUGGAAAUGAGCGUACGACGUAAUUUCAAUGGAGAUGAGGAAGCUGCUAAAGACAAACGAAAAGCGCAAAUGCACAAGGAGCAGGCUGCCUGGCUACUGGAGAGCAUUUUCCCUAAACAUGUAGCAGAUGCACUGAAACUGUCUAGUCAUUACUCACGGAACUAUGAAAAUGUUGGAGUAAUUUUUGCUUCAAUAGUAAACUUUUCUGACUUCUAUGAAGAGAACUUUGAAGGUGGCAAGGAAUGUAUCAGAGUUUUGAAUGAACUUGUUGGUGACUUUGAUGACCUUCUGACAGACAAAAGCCAGUUUAGCCAAGUGGAGAAAAUCAAGACAGUCAAUGGCUCAACCUUUAUGGCUGGGGCUGGCCUCUACCCAGAAGGUUGUGCCAAAAAAGAUGCCCACCCAUAUGACCACCUAAAGCAACUUGUUGAAUUUGCUUUGGGAAUGAUCAAGGUUGUUGACAAAUUCAAUGAACACAUGCUGGGAUUUGAGUUUCAUUUACGGAUAGGAUUUAAUGCUGGGCCAGUCACAGCAGGGGUCAUUGGUACAACAAAACUUCUCUAUGACAUAUGGGGAGACACAGUGAAUAUUGCAAGCAGAAUGGACUCCACUGGUGUGAAAGGGAGAAUACAGGUCAGCGAGGCAUCUAAGAAACUUCUUGACGAAUUCUUCACAUUUGAGCGUAGAGGAACUAUCCCAGUCAAGGGCAAAGGCCAUAUAACCACCUACCUCCUCACUGGAAGAAGAACAGUAUGUGACAUUCCUUUGUUUUUUUAAAUUUUUCAAAUUUAUGAUACUGUUUUGUUCUUUGGGCCUUAAAGAACAUCCUUCAUGGCAAGUUUAUCUGAUGUCUAACUUAACACAAUUUCUUAAUUUAAACUUUUUCUGAUCCAAAUUAGAGCCAUGUUACUUAAACCCCCUGCCUUUAAUCUACAUUAGAUGUCUCCAUCCUUCCAUGACUUACAUAAUAUAAAUUUCUUCAAAAAUCUUUGCAUUUUAAGAAGAAAGGUCACAAAAAGUAACUAAAAUGUAAAAUAAAGGAUAUUUAUGAUUCAAAAGUAAAUCUUUCAGGGGAAGAAUUAUAAGAAAUGUUUUCCCAACUUUGUGGAGACCUGGUGAAGAAGAGGUAGAUAUGUUUGGGCACACUUGCUUCAGUGUUCUCAGGACAGGUUACGGACUUUCUCACUCUCUUUUGACUUUUUCAUUCAGAAAUUUUUUGUAGUUUUUCUUGUUUUCUUCAAAAAACAACUCGUUCCUCUGGCAACAAUAAAAAGGCAGCUGAUAUAUUUACAAAUCCAGUGGUAAGUUACUCUUUUGGCUAACAAUGUGAUGGAUAUAUUUGAUUCAACUCAUUCACUUUUAUGUUUUAGGAGGCAAUUACAGAACCUGGUGCUUGUAUUUGUGAAGAAAUCAGGGUUAGUUUACCUUUGUCUUUUCCUGUAUAAUGUACAUUCAUCUGCAAAUUUUCUGGUGGUACAAUCUGAAUUAGGUGAUAACAAUAACACACACUUUUUUUUUAUUUACCGUCGUUAUGAGUUUAGAAAGCUGUUUACUGUUCUUGCUCAGGGACUGUGUCCUGCGGAAUGGUUAACUUCCUCAAAUUUUUACUGGAAGAAGUGAUAGUAGUUGUUAUUUUUUUUGUGCUUUGUCUAAGAUUUUCUAUUUGUUUUUUGUUGUUGUUUUUUUUUUACAGGAAACUGUCAUUGAUUGAGAGUGAAGUGGCAGGCGUCUUGUAGUCAUGUAUGUUAUUACAUAUAAAUAUACAUAUACUAUUAUAUAUUAAAAAUAUAGGGUAAUGACAAAUUAAGUUGACAUUUGUAAAGAAUUAAAAUUUUAAAGUAUGUGCUCUUCAUGUUAUAUUUAGUAAGUGUAUAUUUAAAAUUAGAUUGGAAAAUAGUAAGAGUUCUAUUGGAAACAUUUUAAAAAUACUUAAAAGAGAAAAUUUUUAGAUAAAUUUGAUGCCAAGUAUAGCAAAUGUAAAAGUAAUUAAAUAAUAUCAUAUAAGAAAUAUGUUUCUAUGGAUACAGAACUUCAUACCCACUGAUUUAUUAUUGACUCAUAACAAAGAGGCAAAGAUUCCCAAACAGAUUUCUAACAGAUGUAUGUCCAACUUGAAUUAAUAUUUCCAGCCUGGGUUUCAUUACUGAAUGCAGUUGUUUGACCAAGUCCAAAUGUUCCCAAAUGGCUUUGGGUAAGAACCAGCCAUAGAUAGUAAUUACUAUUAGCAUACAUUUUAAAGCAGAUCAAGCUUUACAAAUUUUUUUCAGUGACCCAUUUCUGUUUUCAGGUAGGUUUUUGAUGGCUGGUUUUCCAAAUUUCAGCAUCUUUUGACAGACACAAUUACUGUGGAUGAUCUGAUUAUGUGCUUUUAGAAAAGGGAAAAUAAAUUGCUUUCUUUAUUUGUUUAAUAAGCACGUCUUCUGAUUCUAGUUGUGUGACUCACCAUUUGAUAUGAGAAAACAUCAUUCAAGGUAGCUAUUCUUCCACUAUGGGCAUGAGUGAGAAGCAUAUCAUCAGCUUCACUUAUUUAAGCUUCAAUCUGUAUGGCUGACCUAUUGUGUGUGGUCUAAUCUGUUAACUGUGGGAGUCACUUAUUUAAACAAAAAGGCAAUAUUUUUUUGUUAUGCUGUCAUGAAGUUCAGUCAUCUUCAUGGAGGAGUUAAAAUUUGGAUCCUGAAAAGUCUGGUUUUCCAAUCAAUAUCUAUGAUAACUGGAAUAGGUAUCUGCUCUCUCACUUAUAAGAUGUUUUGCUGAAUUAUGUAAUAUGAAUGUAUUUCUCAUCUUGAGCUUUCUUUAAGUGGUGAUGGACAAAUUUCUUAUUAGUUUAUUUCAAAUUUAGUUACUGGUAUAUUGUUUGGGAGAAAAGCCAAAUGUUAACCUUACAAAAAGGAUUUAAUGCUCAGACAGUGUUACUUUACAGAACCAUUUUAUGUAUUGUUUAAAUAAAUAAAUAUUGAAAUGCUGUUAUUUGAUGAUCAUUUUUUACAUGUUGCUGCCAUUUAACAUUCAAGCAAUGAAAAUCUUUCACUUAAAAAAAAUUAAUUUUAACUUGAUUGAACUUCAGUAUUAACUGAAUGCAAAAUAUUUGCAGCGACUAAGGUAUCCAGCUGAAAAAACUACAUAAACAGUAAAUUGUUGAGUUCUAACAGCCACAGCAUAAUUAUUUACUUUGAUUAAAGUUAAAUGCAGGGUCAUUUUGGAUUUCAUGAUGAAAGUCAAAUUAGUUAAUUUAUGAAUUAUGAGGAUGGUUUUCCAACAACUUUUUCGUGUUUUGAUGCUUACUAUGUGCCUCUCAGUUUUGUUUUAAAUUACAAAUUGAUGAUUAAUACUUCACUGCCUGCUUGUCAAUUGAAGACUGGCUUAUUAAAAUUAACUGCAAUGACACUAUUUUAACUGUAAGGUCAGUGUAGGAAGAUUUUAUAACUUCUGGUUUGCAUGUAUAAUGAAACUACCUGUGACAUGAUUUAAAUUAUUCUGUUCAAUACUCAUGAUGCAAGAGUUUUUUGAUGGCAUGACUGCUAUUUUUGUUGGCUUAACAAUGAAAGUACUGAAGCACACUCUGACAAAGCUUUAAUGUUUUAAACACCUUUCAACAAUGCAAGCACUUCCAACUAAUUUUACUUGAUAGAUAAAUGUUCAUCUAGUCUUAAGGAAUAAUGUUAUGAAAAAAGAUCAAGACCAUCAUUCACUUACUACUUGCUGAGUGUGUGAAACAAGACAAUACUUGAUGCCCAAGGGUUGAUUUCUAAAACUGGAAACAUUCAUUCGGGUUUAACAAUUAAAACCUUAAAGCUUUUAUGUCUCUUAUGCCAUAAAUAGAUGAAUAUUGUAAAUAUUUUACAGUGCACCUUUAGCAUUAGGGUUACUUGUGGAAAUCUGACCAGAAGUCAUAGGAAGUGAACAGUAAAUCCCAUCUAAAUGCGUUGUCUGUGCUUGCUCUGGUCACACUGGUUGGAACAACCGAGUUCAUUGUUCUUUUCCUGUAAUGUGAUUGAUUAAUUUUGAUAAAGCAAUCCUGCUAACAUUAGUAGCAUUGUAAAUCUCAACUUCCAUGACCAUCAUUUUCUAUAUAGGAUGUAAAUAUGAAAAUUAUGAAUUAAUUUUUUUGGUCCACAAACAAUUAAAUACUUAAUUUAAUUAAUUCUAAUUACUCAAAUAAUUCAAAUAUAUUCACCAAAAAUAACCAUGAGAUUUUUGUUGAUUUAUUUUUAUAGCUCUAACAAAUAUUGAUUCAACAAGAUCUUAUAGUUAGGUCAAGAACUAAACUUUAAAGUGUAUGUUGUACAUAUUCUUGCAAUAGCUGUUUGCUCCUUGGCUAAACAUGUUUUAUUGUAGGAUAAAAUUUAUGUGUAAGUAAGUCAAAAAGAAUUAAAUGACAAAAGAUGUUGUUGGGUCAGUGGUUGGUUCCCCCUCCCUUCCCCAUUAAAGAAACAAAAGCAUUGGGAACGAUCCUUCUCGUGUCCAGUUCAAUACGUC
Pocillopora meandrina is the source of this 7155-nucleotide messenger RNA. NCBI's taxonomy places the organism in Eukaryota, Metazoa, Cnidaria, Anthozoa, Scleractinia, Pocilloporidae. The record is from the annotation of a GenBank genome assembly.